Molecule: messenger RNA, 2457 nt
Organism: Moneuplotes crassus
Lineage: Eukaryota; Ciliophora; Spirotrichea; Euplotida; Euplotidae
Source: the annotation of a GenBank genome assembly
AUUAAAUAUGAAGUUCACUUUAUGCUGUUUAGCAUUGCUAAAAAUCAUGCUAUGAUUUAUGCUUGUAAUGCCCUUUAGUUGUGGGAGUGAGAUCUCCUCAUUCUUGAAAUCACCUAUUGGAGAUACAUCUGUGCUUGAUGAUGUUUCACUCAUUUAUAUCAACAAAGCAAAAAGUUUCUUUGAAGAUGCAACUAAUAAGGGCUAUGUCAAGCAAGAAGGAACUUGAUUUAACAGGCUUCAAAAUAUUUUCAAUAAUUUUGAGCAAAAUUCAGGAAUCAUCGGAAGGAUGGUGUAUUUCAGUGGGAAAGAUGUCAAUGAUCUGGGAAGAUUCAAAGAAUGCCGCUCUUCAAAUGAUACGAGGUAUAUCGUAUUCUCUGUCAAUGGUCUUCCGAUGGGAAUCUACUUAGCGAUGUGAGUACCUACUGAAUGUACUGAGGAGUACUUUUCACAAUUCAAACCUUACCUGGCAAGUUUCGGUAAUAAGGUUCUUGAUGAGCUUAAUAUCCAACAGGCUUAUUUUGAAGAAGAACUCACUCCUGAAAGAUUUGAUUUCUUUGAUUCUGCUAAGAGAAAUUCUGAAGUUCAGACUCUCAGGGCUGGCCACUACAUUACUAUACUCAUAAUGAUUUUCUUGAUUACAAGUGUGAUAGUAUCAACCAUUAUUGAACUCAUUGAGAGAUCAAAGAAGACUGCUAGAGAAAAGGCAGGAAUUCCAGAGCCGGAGCCUAAACCUAAAAAUUGUCUCCAGAAAUACUUCACUUCCUUCUAUCUUUUGGAAAACACCAGCAAAUUGUUCUUUGCCAGGAGCAAAGAUGGAGAUAAGAAUCUGGAAAUUCUUAAUGGAGUUAGAGUCCUAAGUAUGGCUUGGGUUAUCCUCGGGCAUACCUAUUACUAUGCUAUGAGAACAGCAUUGCAUAAUCCAUUGGUUCCUUUAGACUUAUUGAAGAGUUUUACUUUUAACAUAGUCUCUUCUGGUCCAUAUUCUGUUGAUAUCUUCUUUUGGCUAUCUGGAUUUCUUGGAGUUUAUAUCCUCCUUGGAUCAACUCAUAAAAGAAAGGGAAGGAUGCAAAACUGGUUAAUGAUUUACCUCCAUAGAUUCCUCAGACUUAUGCCAGUUUAUGUAGUGACUCUCCUCUUUUUUUGGUUCGUGAUGUCCGCUGUCGGAUCAGGACCGAUUUUUUUCCAAUAUUAUAAUUCAGGAGCUUCUCAUUGUAGAAGGGCUUGGUGGGUCCAUCUUUUAUUUCUUAAUAAUUUCUAUGAGAUUUAUCCAGAUGCAAACAACUGUAUGGGAUGGACUUGGUACUUGCCAAAUGAUAUGCAAUUCUUCCUUUUAAUCCCUCCACUGGUAUUUUUACUUUACAAAAGUAGGAUGAUAGGAUUCUUGGUCAUUGCUCUAUUGCAAAUGGCAGCUUUUGCUGCUACUUUCACUAUUGCAUGGAAGGGAAAUAUGGGUCCAAGUUAUUUCAGAGCUACUAGUGAUUAUUACAGAUUAUAUUAUCAAAGACCAUGGGCUAGGAUUUCCCCAUUUUUCAUUGGGGUAAUUGUAGCGGUGCUACUUUACUCUUUUAAAAAUGACGAUCCAAAAGACAGUAUAUGCAAAAGAAUUAUGGAUAAAAUAAAUCAGAAUAUGAUAAUUAGAAUCAUAAUGUAUGUUGUUGGCAGUAUUAUAUUCUUGACAAUGAUUUUUAUCUUCUAUUGGAUCAAUAAUUAUCCUGACAGCUUCUCAAAAGGAUUUAAUAUUUCAUUCUUAACCUUCUCAAAAGGUCUCUUUAUUGUCGGAAUGAACCUGGUUCUACUUCCUGUUCUUAUGGGACACUUCUCUCUGAUGAGAAAUAUCCUAGCAUUUGAUGCAUUUACUCCUUUAGCAAGAUUGACUUUUGGAGCUUACAUGGUUCAUCCAACAGUCAUGCUUUUUGAUGCAAUGAAUACUGUUAGAGGUGAAUAUAUGACAAUCAGUUUUGGAAUAAUUAGGUUCAUCUGAUGGAUAGUUGUAUCCUUUGCGAUCAGUUUGAUUUUAACCCUCUUAGUCGAAACUCCUUUCAUGAGAUUAGAAAAAGAGUAUUUGAUGGGAGGUUAUGGUUGUCGCAAGACCAAAAAGAAACAUCUAAAGAAACCAAUUAACCAAGAAUUGAAGGACGAAUCUGAACCAACAGAAGAACUUGAUCAAGGUUUUGUAAACCCUAAAGAAAUUUUACUUCAAGAGACUCAAGAUAGAAUAAUAGGCAACGGAAUGAAUCAUGAUCUUGAUGAUAUCCCGAAUAGGAAAAGAAGCUCACAGAAAGUACUACAAUUAGAACUAAAGGAGAAAAAUAUUGUAUCUAUUAAUGGUUACGAAGAAGAAUCUGAAGAGAGUCUUACUAAUGUAGAUGUCUCAGAAGAAUCAACCCCUGAAGGCAAUAAGAUAAACAGAUUUAUAAGAAAUGGGCACUAAUAAUUCAAAAUGAUAACAUGUAAAGG